Molecule: messenger RNA, 968 nt
Organism: Eupeodes corollae
Lineage: Eukaryota; Metazoa; Arthropoda; Insecta; Diptera; Syrphidae
Gene: Rfk
Product: putative riboflavin kinase
Exons: 4
Coding region: 114-737 (207 amino acids)
Biological process (GO): FMN biosynthetic process; riboflavin biosynthetic process
Cellular component (GO): mitochondrion
Molecular function (GO): riboflavin kinase activity
Source: RefSeq, a predicted model, not a curated record
UCUGGCAGCUGUAUGAUAAAAUCCUAUGUAAUUACAUUCCAAUUUCAUUCAAUUUCUAUUCAAAUGAAAAUAAAAAUUAUCUAGUUUUAGUCGGCAGUACUGUGAUUUCUAACAUGACUAUUUGUUUAGGACGCUUCAAUUUGCGUUUGCGAUUCCGAUUGAUUGCUGCUGCUGGAGUUGUUAAUAAGCUCGCGAGAAGUGAAGACGUCCACUAUCAUUCAACAUCGAUCCGCUUAAUCACUACUUUUAAAAAAAUGGAAAGUUUACCACAUUAUGCAUCUGGGAAAAUUGUUCCUGGAUUUGGACGUGGCUCUAAAGAACUCGGAAUACCUACUGCUAACUUUCCAUUGGACGUUGUGCAGGCUUUGCCUUCGGAAUUUAUAACUGGAGUCUAUUAUGGAUGGGCGAAUAUUGACAGUGGAGAAGUGCACAAGAUGGUUAUGAGUGUAGGCUGGAAUCCAUUCUACGAGAAUAAACAGAAAAGCAUGGAAACGCACAUUUUACACGAAUACAACAGAGAUCUCUAUGGCUGUUUACUUAAAGUAAUUAUAGUUGGAUACCUACGACCAGAAAAGAACUUCGACUCUCUUGAAGCCCUGGUGGCUACAAUCAAAAAUGACAUUCACGAAGCUGAGUUAGCGCUUGACAAUCCCGAAUAUAGCUUUUUGAAAGAUUCAAAUUUCUUUAGGGAAACACAAAAAGAAUCGAACAACAAUGGUACCACAGCACAAACAUGAUUUCGCCGUCGUCUGGCGACGUUGUCGUGAUGUGUUUACUGUUUAAUAAUAAAUGAAACUCAAAUUCCUGGUGGUUACUUAAUUUAUUAUCAUAAUAGAAAUGGUAUUUUUAUUAAUUUUUUUUUUAUCGCCGUAAUAAUUCUGUAUAUGUACAAAUUACGACAAAUUAUAAUGUAUAGCUAAAAAUAAAACAAUAAAUAAAAAUAGAAAAAAUUAGUGCAAUAUAGAAUA